AUGCCCAACCCCAAGGAUGCCGAGGAAGAGGAUCUGGAAAAUCUUGUGUUUGGUGGCGAAGAUGGUGGCCAUGCCAGUGCUAUCUUCAGCAAAAUCGGGCAAGAAGCCGGUGGUUUGGCGCCCAACACAUUCGCUAGCAAGCACAGCGAUAGCGAAGAGGAUGAGGAUGAGGACGAGGACGAGGAUGAUGAUCGGGAAGAAGACGAGGAGGACGAAGAGGAUGAGCAAGAAGAUGCCGGCGACUCGCUGUUCUUUGUCGACACAGCCGCCAACGCCUGGGUUGAUGACGACAUGGAGGAUGUCACAGUCGCGCUGAAGACGUCGGCCAAGACCCGCCGCGUGCGCACGGAUAUCAAGGAAACGCAUGUAUCCGGAGAUGUCUACGAAGAGCGGCUGCGUGAGCAGUUCCAAAAAGUCAAUCCGGUCCCCAAGUGGGCUGCCGAGGCCGAGGCCAGCGCCUGGGACGAUGAGGACGAGCCUGCUGAUCCCUCACGCAUCUCCAGCGAGCUGCUCAAAUCGACAAAGUCGCUGGUCUCCAAGGCUAGUGCUCUGCUGCCCUCAACCACCAUCAACAUCACGCCUCUGCGCAACGCCAACCAGGCGGCGCCCUCCCAGUCGGUGGUCUCUUGCGUGCAGUUCCACCCCACAGCUAGUGUGGUCAUGACCGCGGGCCUCGACAAGACUCUGCGGCUGUUUGAGGUCGACGGCAAGGAGAAUCACAAGAUCCAGUCCGUGUACUUUAAGGACCUUCCCAUCCGCUCCGCACAGUUUAUCCGCCAGGGCCAGGAGAUUGUUGUCAGCGGUCGCCGUGGCUUCUACUACUCGGUCGAUGUCGAGCGGGCGGCUGUCACCCGCAUCGCCGGCAUUACUGGCCACAAGAUCCCGAGCCUCGAGCGCAUGUUUGGUAGCCCCAACAGCGACCGGCUCGCGUUCAUGUCGAACGGCGGCCAGAUCCACCUAGUGUCUGCUCGCACCAAGCAGUUUAUGCACACUUUGCCCAUGAACGGCGUUGUGCGCGAUCUGGCCUUCACCAACGAUGGGCAGUACCUGUGGAGCGUGGGACUCGACAACGAGGUGUACCAGUGGGAUCUUCGCCAGAACCGCUGCCUUAGCCGCUGGCACGACCCGACCUCCUUCCGCCCGGCAUGCCUGGGUCUCAGCCCUGACAACUCAUACUACGCCUGCGGUGAUAACUCGGGCAUCGUCAACCUGUAUGAGGCCGGCGCCAUGCUUAACAACUUGGCACAGGCCACCAGCCGGGCCUUCAGCAUCAACCCGUUCAAGUCAAUCGACAAUCUGACCACGCCCAUCAAUGGUGUCAAGUUCAACCACAACUCAGAACUCAUGGGCUUCUACUCGGCGCGCAAGUCGGGCCAGUUCAAGCUCGUUCAUCUGCCUUCUGCCACUGUGUUCGCCAACUGGCCUACAGCCUCUACUCCAUUGGGCACUGUCGAGAGUUUCGACUUUUCGCCUCACUCGGGAUUCCUCGCCAUCGGCAGCAGUUCUGGCAAGGCUCUUCUGUACCGGCUCACGCACUACAACACAUAUUAA
This is a messenger RNA of Linderina pennispora, 1551 nucleotides long. Its product is annotated as WD40 repeat-like protein. Gene Ontology annotation, biological process: rRNA processing. Gene Ontology annotation, molecular function: protein binding. Bases 1 to 1551 code for a protein of 516 amino acids. The transcript is spliced from 2 exons. NCBI's taxonomy places the organism in Eukaryota, Fungi, Kickxellomycota, Kickxellomycetes, Kickxellales, Kickxellaceae. Gene Ontology annotation, cellular component: Pwp2p-containing subcomplex of 90S preribosome; small-subunit processome. The record is from RefSeq and is a predicted model, not a curated record.